Molecule: messenger RNA, 453 nt
Organism: Microsporum canis CBS 113480
Lineage: Eukaryota; Fungi; Ascomycota; Eurotiomycetes; Onygenales; Arthrodermataceae
Product: mitochondria fission 1 protein
Exons: 3
Coding region: 1-453 (150 amino acids)
Biological process (GO): autophagy of mitochondrion; peroxisome fission; mitochondrial fission
Cellular component (GO): mitochondrial outer membrane; peroxisomal membrane
Molecular function (GO): protein binding
Source: RefSeq, a predicted model, not a curated record
AUGUAUAAAGAUGCUGCGGACGCCGAAAGUCCCUUGAAGCCAGCAGAACUCCAGGUCCUUCGGGCUCAGUACGAGAAAGAAGGUGAAUACGUCGGUGUCCAGACCAAGUUCAACUAUGCCUGGGGCCUCAUAAAAUCCAACUCCCGGCCAGAGCAGCAAGAAGGAACUCGACUGCUCUCUGAGAUCUUCCGAACAGCCCCAGAGCGACGACGAGAGUGCCUCUACUACCUUGCGCUGGGCAACUUCAAGCUCGGCAACUACGGCGAGGCUCGAAGAUACAACGAUCUCCUCCUCGAACACGAGCCAAAUAAUCUACAGUCGGCCAGUCUACGAACACUGAUCGAUGACAAGGUCGCCAAAGAAGGGCUGGUAGGAGCCGCCAUCAUCGGCGGUGUCGCCGUGGCCGCAGGCCUGAUCGGUGGACUCAUCAUGAGAGGAGCCAGGAAACGAUGA